Molecule: messenger RNA, 261 nt
Organism: Phytophthora sojae
Lineage: Eukaryota; Oomycota; Peronosporomycetes; Peronosporales; Peronosporaceae
Exons: 1
Source: RefSeq, a predicted model, not a curated record
GUCGAGAAGAUGCUGCCGCUCGGCAGGGACGAGUGGGAACGCCUCGCUAUGAUGUACAACGCCAACAGGCCUCGAGGCUCGCCCGAGCGAGACUUCGAGAGCUUACGGCGUAAGUGCAAGGUGCUUCACAGCACCCGGAAGCCGACCGGCGUGCAGGAGAUUCCCCCGCUCAUCAAGAAAGUCAAGGAGGUCAAGCGUGCCAUCGACGACAAGGCCAACGUCGUGGAGAUGGACGACGAGGCUGACAACGACCAGUCCGAC